UUCACAGUCGUGUCGUGGCAUCGCAAAUGUCUCGGGAUCCUCGCCGACGCCCCUCGGGAACGCGCCCGAUGGGCCCGUCGGAUCCACAUCCGUCCUCGAGUGCGUGCUGCACUAUCAAGCUUUCGACGAUCUUGAACUUUUUAUGCUGAUUUCUCAACUUGCAUAUUCACAUUUUGCAAAGAAAGAAGAAACGGCACAUUCCAGUCAUGUCUGAACGAGUCGACAAGACGCUCUGCGUGCUGGGCUGCGGCAACUUGGGCACUGCCAUCAUCAGCAAGCUCGUCGGUGCCGAUGCGGGACUGCCCUUUACGAAAAUCAUCGCUUGCGUCCGCAGCGCGCGCUCACAGGCGUCCCUCGAGGAGCGUUUCCCCGGCACGCUACUGACCGUCCGGCGCGGGGACAACGCCGGCGCGGUGAGGGACAGCGACGUGGUGAUCCUGGGCGUCGACCCGACCGAGGUGGAGGAGGUGCUCGGGGAGGCGGGCGUGGGCGACGCGCUCGCGGGCAAGUUCCUCAUCACGGUGGCGGCCGGGUGGUCGAGGCAGCGGCUCGAGACGGCGCUGUACGGCGACGAGACGACGGCGGAGACGCAGCCGCGGCGGGCGUACGUGCUGCGGGCGCUGCCCAACAUCGCCGCCCUCGUGGGCCACGGCCUGACGGCCAUCGAGACGCCCGCGUCCAACCCGCUGCCGGAGCGCCUCGUCACGCUCGCCGAGUCCGUGUUCGAGCGCGUGGGGCGGACGACGCGCCUCCCGCCGCGGCUCAUGGACGCGGCCACGGCGGUCGCGGGGUCGACACCCGCCUUCUUCGCCAUCAUCUGCGACGCGCUCGUGGACGCGUCGGUGGCGGUGGGCGUGCCGCGGCAGGCGGCCAGGGACAUGAUCGCGCAGUCGAUGCGCGGGAGCGCCGCGCUGCUGCAGGAGGGCGGGCUGCAGGCGAGCGAGCUGCGCGACCAGGGCACGUCGCCGGGCGGGUGCACCAUCGCCGGCGUCAUGGUGCUGGAGGAGGGAGGCGUGAGGGGCCAGGUCGGGCGGGCGCUGCGAGAGGCGGUGACGGUGGCGAGCCUGAUGGGCAGGGUUGAGAAUGUCAACCACACGAGGCGUUGAUGGCGGGUUUCCCCCCCUGUCUUUCGGGAACGUCCAUGGCCUUCGUGUUUCCGUUCCAUCAUCCACGUCCACACUGUGCCAAGCACCGAGUAGUAUCAUCACGGAGUACGACACCUAUACAGUAGAGUCUAGACAGUGGGUACCUAAUUGAAGCGAGGCGGUGACGCUAUCCAGAGAGGUGCGCGUCGUGUUUCGCGUUGACUGAUAUUACGUACAGUAUUCGUAGCA
Purpureocillium takamizusanense is the source of this 1334-nucleotide messenger RNA. Its product is annotated as Pyrroline-5-carboxylate reductase. The record is from RefSeq and is a predicted model, not a curated record. The transcript has 2 exons. Gene Ontology annotation, molecular function: pyrroline-5-carboxylate reductase activity. Gene Ontology annotation, biological process: L-proline biosynthetic process. Lineage: Eukaryota; Fungi; Ascomycota; Sordariomycetes; Hypocreales; Ophiocordycipitaceae. The coding region runs from base 207 to 1106 and encodes 299 amino acids.